AGAGUGCUCUCCACACAAAUGUAGGCCUACGACGUCAUCUCUUUCUACUUUUUAUUUCAAAAGAGAUGUAGAUCUAGUAUCCCAUCUCAAAUUUAGAUCUUGAACUUUAGUCAAACAGUUUCUUAUUAUUUGACCUGAGAAAUAUAGACUCAAAAAGAAUGUCGGUUAAUUCAACGAUAACAAUUUCAAAAAACCUAGAUCAGGUUAUGGCGCAUUAUGGGAUUGUUUUAAGAAAUGUUGCCUCCUUGUGGAGUCAGAUGAGCUCCUCCAUUGGACAUGGUGAUAUGAUGUUGACGAAAAGAACCGAAGAAAUGAUUGAGAGAAUGGAGGAGACGAUUGCUAGUUUUAUGGAGAAGGAAAUUAAAGCGGAGAAAGCGAGACAAGCUGUCUUAGACUUAAAGGCAAUAUUAGAUAUUUCCAAGAAAACUGUUGAGGCUAAGAGCAAGCACCUAGGACAAGAAGAGAAACAAAAAGAAGAAAGUCAGACGAUCAGAUUCAAAGAAUAUCAAAGAAUACAUAAACUUCAGGAGGAAAAAGUUUUAUUGGAAAAGGAAAUUCUGCCAACUAAAAGAAAAUUGUCUCAAGUGAAAGAUUUACUGGAAGAGAAAAAUGAGAAGUUGAGAAACAUUGAGAGCUUUCAUGUAGUUCUGACUGAUUAUUGCGCCCAGGACAUGAUUCGUCUGAAAGAUAAAACAGACGAGAGAAGAGCAGAGAAACAUAGAUGGAGUGAAAGUGGUCUAGAUAUUGCCAAUGAGAUUAUGUCGUUUUCCCUUGACCUUGGUGAGCUGAGAAGCCUGGAGAAACAAGUGAGUUACUUGAAAGACACGCUGCACAAUCAGAAAAUUUGGUACGACGAGGAGCUUCAAACGAAAUUAUUUUAUUCUACAAGAAGCAAGGAAAUCAAACACAGGAUCAACUACUACAAAUCUUUGUUAAGGAGAUUAGAAAAAUCUGGACGCAGUGAUGACAACGAAGACGAUUCCGAAGAAAACCAAUUGAAAGGAAGAUCAGAGCAGAUCCUCGUGGAUGGGUCUCCAGGGGUACAGGCGAAUGAAGUAGUCAAUUACUUAAGUCAAAGGUAUGAUUUGAACGUGAUGGCCGACUACACUAUGCUGCGAAGACUGAAAGAAGAGAUCGGGGUACAGGGUCUGGCUUACUUGGUGGAGAAAAUUAGACUUCAGGGUAGUUCUCAGUUCAGCAGCAGUCCAUCGGAUUCGUCUUCUGUGGAUUGGGAAGACAAGAGAGUGGACAAGGCUUUAAGAGCCAUUGCAAUGGAAUACAGGGAACAUGAUGAAAACAAACGUCUGUUCAGAGUUCCUGGCCUCAAUCCUGCAAUAGAAGACCAAAGAGAAGAUCGCCAGCCAAUGGUCUGCUCCCCCUCCUUCUCCAGCAGCUCCAACAUGACCAGGGACACCUCCAACACGGAGUUCUCUGGACUGUCCAGCCCAACCAGCAGAAAGAGCUCAAACAAUUCACUCAAACGUAAAACUUCACUGGCUCGAUUCAAAAAGUUUCUCAAAAUGUAAACAACUUGUUAUCAAGACUAACUCGAAAACAUUUGGACAGAUAGAUUUAGUUGAAUUCAAUGAUAUCUUCAGUUGAAAGCAAAUUGAAACCUUCAUUUCUUUUACAGUUAAUAAAGUUGAGUUGGACACAUUGUU
Molecule: messenger RNA, 1661 nt
Organism: Biomphalaria glabrata
Lineage: Eukaryota; Metazoa; Mollusca; Gastropoda; Planorbidae
Exons: 11
Coding region: 159-1526 (455 amino acids)
Source: RefSeq, a predicted model, not a curated record